Messenger RNA from Oncorhynchus masou masou (cherry salmon), 729 nucleotides. RefSeq names its product serine/threonine-protein kinase 31-like. The record is from RefSeq and is a predicted model, not a curated record. NCBI's taxonomy places the organism in Eukaryota, Metazoa, Chordata, Actinopteri, Salmoniformes, Salmonidae. The annotation marks the transcript as partial. Gene Ontology annotation, molecular function: ATP binding; protein kinase activity. Gene Ontology annotation, biological process: protein phosphorylation. The transcript is spliced from 7 exons.
AUGGCUGAAUAUGCUGUAGAUGACGAAAGUGGAGACAUGGAGAAUGGUUCUGCUGAAGAUUUUGACCUGACGGAGAUUCUGAAGAAGAAGGAAGAGAUUGCUGAGACCAGAAACACUCUUUUCCAUGAAAUCGGUCAAGAAAGAAAAGAAUAUAUGAAGCUCAGUGCUCUGGCUGAAGGCUGCUGUCCUGAGCUCCCCCUGCUCUACCCUGAGGCAGACAUCCACAGCCACAUGAGCUCAGGAGGUCUGGUGGUGAAGAGUCUGGACAGGGACAUGUUUGAUGCUGAGCCCAUGAAGGAGCUGAGUGGACGCAGGCCUCUGGUCUGUACUGAGUUCCAGGGACAGAGGGUCAUACUCAAGGGUUACACUGUGAAUGAGGAGGCAGAGGCCAGAGUGUUGGAGAGAACCACCCAGUUUCACAGAACCAGGACUCAGCGGGAGAGUCAGACUGACACUGGAAUACUCCCUCUUCUGGCACUGUUCUUUGGCAAGUCAGACCCUCUUGCCUAUGUGAUGGUGCCAUACUUCCCCAAUGGAAGUCUCUGGGCUGUUCAGGCUGCCACACCCCUAACUGCCUCAGAGACUGUGAAGGUGAUGAGAGGCGUGGCCAGGGGCCUCCAGGCCCUCCACGCUGCAGGCGUCACCCAUGCCUCCCUCAACCCCAACAACGUCUUCGUCCUCCACCGACACCAAGGCAUGGUGGGAGACUACGACUUCAUAAAGACUCCU